AACUUUAACGAGCCAAUUAUUACGCUUGAAUUUGCCACGUGGCAUUUUCUGAUGGAUUGUUGCGUCGCAGACGAUCUCACCCUUGCCCGCCUCAAAAUCAAUUAUUAAUUAAAAGAAAAAAGAAAAAGAAAAAGAAAAAGGGUUCAAAUUGUUCCUUUUCGUUACACAUCGUCUUCUUCACCAGUGAUUUGUAUUUGAACCAAGAAAAGGAGCGAUUCUUCGUUUCUAGAAUUUUCCCUCCCAGAGAAGAAGCGAAGCCCUAAACGUGAAUUCUCUCCGGUAACAAUGUCGACAAAGAAUCUGCGUUUUCCCGUUUCUUCUUCGACGAUGCCUUCUUCGGCUAAACGGAACUCUUCUUCCUCUUCCUCUUCUUUGUCGGCGAAUCCCGUCAAGGAGAGUGCGUUUCGCCGGACGGAAGCGGGCAAGAAGCGAGCGCCUCUCGGCGACAUCACCAACCGCCGUGAUUUCUCCGGUGACGUCUCCGAUCAGAAGAAUGGCCCGCGAAGCUCUGCUUCGUCCUCUGCAAUGGUACAUUCUUCAGGCACGAUUUGCCAAUCGAAGAACGCAACGAACCCUGAUUCAGUUCGUCCUGAGGAUUCAGAAAUUCCUCGAAGUUAUCUUCCUCCCAAAGUAAAUGCUAAAGCGAACACGAUGGUUCCUUACAAGGCUACCGGUUCUGCGAAUUCGGAUUUUUGUAGAACAUAUGAUGCCGUCUCUAGUCUUCCUCCACUUCCCUCUUCAUCACGAGCAGCCAUGGACGCGUCUCCAGCUCGUUCAGACCUGGAUUCGGUUUCUCUGGACGAGUCAAUUUCCACCUGCGACUCUUUCAAGAGCCCAGAAGUUGAGUACAUGGACAACAUUGAUGAUCCUCUCGAGAGGAAGUGUCCGAGCAGUCUCGGUAAAAAUGACGAGAUCAUUAUCAUGGGCAACAAAUCUACAGAUCCGCAGAUUUGUGCUGCAUAUGCUAGUGAUAUAUACAAGCAUUUGCGGUUUUCCGAGCUGGCGAAAAGACCGUCUCUAGAUUUCAUGGAGACGAUACAGAAAGACAUCAAUGCCGGCAUGCGAGCAGUACUGGUCGAUUGGCUCGUGGAGGUUGCUGAAGAGUAUAGGCUGAUACCCGAGACGUUGUAUUUGUCGGUGAACUACAUAGAUCGGUACCUUUCCGGCAAUGUGAUAAACAGGCAAAAGCUGCAAUUACUUGGUGUUGCAUGCAUGAUGAUAGCUGCAAAGUACGAGGAGAUAUGCCCUCCCCAAGUGGAGGAGUUCUGUUACAUCACUGACAACACUUACUUCAAGAACGAGGUUCUGGAGAUGGAGUCCUCUGUUCUGAACUACCUAAAGUUCGAAAUAACGGCUCCGACCGCAAAAUGUUUCCUAAGGCGAUUUGUUCGAGCUGCUCAGGGAACAAACGAGGUACUCUGUCAUGUCCAGAUCGAGUUUCUCCAUGUUUAUUCUGUCGGCAUGUCCAAUCGGAUAAGUCAUUUUCAGGUACUGCCGGUACAGCUAGAGUGUCUGGCCAGUUAUCUAGCCGAGUUAUCCCUCCUCGAUUACGCUAUGCUCCAAUAUCUUCCCUCACUUGUCGCCGCCUCCGCAGUUUUCUUGGCAAGAUACAUACUAGAACCUUCAAGAAAACCAUGGAACUCAACGUUAGGGAAUUACACGUUGUACAGUGGCAAAGAUCUGAGGGAUUGUGUCAAGGAUCUUCUUCGGCUGUAUCGUGAUGGUACUCGUCACUCGUGUAGCGUACCUGCCGUGAGGAAGAAGUAUAGUCAGCACAAAUACAAGUUUGCUGCAAAGAAGUUUUGCCCGGCCUCAGUUCCACCGGAGUUCUUCCUGGGCUAGGGUUCCUCUGCAACUGCUACACAUUACUCUAUUAGACAUCGUUGGUAAUAUCUGUCUUUUGAUGUACAUAAAUCCUUGGUUUGUUGAAACAAUGUUUACCUUCAGGAGAAUACCUAGUUUGACAAAUUUUUAUA
Messenger RNA from Tarenaya hassleriana, 1976 nucleotides. RefSeq names its product cyclin-A1-2. The coding region runs from base 286 to 1842 and encodes 518 amino acids. The transcript has 8 exons. NCBI's taxonomy places the organism in Eukaryota, Viridiplantae, Streptophyta, Magnoliopsida, Brassicales, Cleomaceae. Gene Ontology annotation, biological process: mitotic cell cycle phase transition; regulation of cyclin-dependent protein serine/threonine kinase activity. The record is from RefSeq and is a predicted model, not a curated record. Gene Ontology annotation, molecular function: cyclin-dependent protein serine/threonine kinase regulator activity. Gene Ontology annotation, cellular component: nucleus; cyclin-dependent protein kinase holoenzyme complex; cytoplasm.